Messenger RNA from Nycticebus coucang (slow loris), 3937 nucleotides. RefSeq names its product HEAT repeat containing 6 (gene HEATR6). The transcript is spliced from 20 exons. The record is from RefSeq and is a predicted model, not a curated record. NCBI's taxonomy places the organism in Eukaryota, Metazoa, Chordata, Mammalia, Primates, Lorisidae. Bases 8 to 3553 code for a protein of 1181 amino acids.
AGAAAAGAUGGCGGCGGUGCAAGUUACCGCCUCGCUCCCUUGUGGGCUGCCGCGGGAGGCUCCACCGGAGCCAACCCCAGAGCAAGACAAUGGGUUCCGGCGCUUGUCUGCCAGGCUCUGUGCCUUGCGCCCGGAUGACAGCAGCUCCGCCCGCACCGAGAUCCACCUGCUUUUCGACCAGCUCAUCUCUGAGAACUUCAGCGAGGGCAGUGGCGUGGCCCCGGAGGAUGUUAGUGCUCUCCUUGUCCAGGCUUGCCGAUUGGUGCCUCUUAAUCAGAAUCAUCUUGUCAGCAAAGUGUCUCAGCUCAUCCACCAUUUGCUUAACAGAUUACAGGUGAUUGUUGAUGAACAGAACCUGGGUUUCCUGUUGCCAUAUACUAUCUCAGCUAUUCGACAGUGUAGUUCCUGGACACACAUGGAAAUUCUGCAAGCCAUGGCAGCUCUGGUUUACUGCAAUGGCUCAAAAUGUCAAAAGUACCUCCCAGACUUGCUAGGCAAGACUGGAAUCUUGACGAAGUUGAGUGAUUUGACUCAGUCUGAUCUUGAAGUCAGGAGAGCUGCAGUACAUUGUAUGGCAAACUUAUGUCUCAGUGUGCCAGGACAGCCGUACUUGGAGGAGCCCUACCAAAAUACCUGCUUCCAAGCUUUCUUGACCACUUUACAAUCUCUAAAAUCGUCUGAUAUGGAUGACGUCACAUUUUGCAUGUUGUUACAAAAUGCACUAAAAGGUAUACAGUCACUUCUAAAUGGUGGGAAAAUGAAACUGACACAAACUGAUAAACUUGGAGCUCUUCUAGCUGUGCUAAAGAAAUCCAUGUUUCAUGGACUCCCUGGACUAAACAUAGAGAUGCCCAUGGUGUUAUACCCAGCUCCACUUCCUCAGUAUGAUGGGCGACCACUUGUCAAACCACAGCCACCAGAGUCUGGUGCUUUUCGACCAACUUUGAAUAAAAAGAAAAAAUCCAGAAUAAAGCCCAAGAAAAUCCAGCAAGGAGAAGAAGAGGAAAAAGAAUCCAGUGGUGAAGUAGAAGCAGCCCCAGUCACUGGCACAGGCAGAGCGAACACGCACGAAGGGAACACUUGGUGUUCCUCCUCCCUGGGUGUCCAGAGUUUGCCUUUAGAUGAAAGUGGACCUGCAGGAAAAGAUGGAGUCUCCUUACCCUUCAGUUCUUCCAGUUGGAAAAGGGUCAGCAGUAGUGAGUCAGAUUAUUCUGAUGCUGAAGGAGGCAUGCAGAGUAAAAUGAGGUCUUACCAAGCCAGAGUUCGCCAAGGAGCAUUAGCUUGUUUUCUUUCUACUGUAAAAUCAAUAGAAAAAAAAGUUCUUUAUGGCUACUGGUCAGCCUUCGUUCCUAAUACGCCUGAGCUUGGAAGCCCACAAUCUGUGUCCUUGAUGACUCUUACAUUAAAAGAUCCUUCUCCAAAGACACGUGCCUGUGCUCUGCAAGUCUUAUCUGCCAUGUUGGAAGGCUCAAAGCAGUUUCUUUCUGUUGCUGAAGAUACCAGUGACCACCGAAGGGCCUUUACUCCCUUCUCUGUAAUGAUUGCUUCUAGCAUUAGAGAGUUGCAUAGGUGUCUUUUGUUAGCGUUGGUGGCAGAGUCAUCUUCACAGAUCCUUACUCAGAUAAUUAAGUGCCUUGCAAAUUUAGUCUCAAAUGCACCUUAUAACCGUCUGAAACUUAGCCUGCUGACCAAAGUAUGGAACCACAUAAAGCCUUAUAUCCGCCACAAAGACGUUAAUGUUCGUGUGUCAAGUCUCACACUCUUGGGAGCUAUAGUGUCCACUCAUGCACCUUUACCUGAAGUCCAGCUGCUUCUCCAACAGCCAUGUUCUUCUGGACUCAGUAAUAGCAAUUCAGCAACUCCUCACCUGAGCACUCCUGACUGGUGGAAGAAAGCCCCUGCAGGACCCUCUCUGGAAGAAGCAUCAGUUAGCUCACCCAAGGGGUCUUCAGAGCCCUGCUGGCUCAUUCGACUUUGCAUUUCCACUGUUGUGCUGCCCAGGGAGGAUUCCUGUUCAGGUGGCGAUGCUGGCUCUGCAGCAAGAGGCACCUAUGAACCGUCCCCCAUGCGACUGGAAGCCUUACAGGUAUUAGCUCAUCUGGCAAGAGGCUACUUUUCAAUGGCUCAGGUCUACUUGAUGGAGCUUGGAGAGCUGAUUUGCAAGUGCAUGGGAGAAGCAGAUCCAUCCGUUCAGCUUCAUGGAACAAAGCUUCUUGAAGAACUAGGUACAGGCUUGAUACAACAGUAUAAACCGGAUUCUACUAUACCACCUAAUCAGAGGGUACCAGUCUUCUUGGUGGUCGUAUUCUGGACUAUGAUGCUGAACGGUCCUUUACCCAGAGCCCUGCAGAAUUCAGAGCACCCGACCCUCCAGGCGAGCGCUUGUGAUGCCCUGUCUUCCAUCUUGCCAGAGGCUUUCAGCAAUCUACCGAAUGACAGGCAGAUCCUGUGCAUCACAAUGCUACUCGGGCUGAACGACAGCAAGAACUGCUCAGUGAAAGCUGCAACCUCGCGGGCCCUUGGAGUCUAUGUGCUGUUCCCCUGCCUCAGACAGGAUGUCAUAUUUGUUGCAGACACAGCAAAUGCGAUAUUGAUGUCACUUCAAGACAAGUCUCUGAAUGUUCGAGCGAAAGCAGCCUGGUCCCUGGGCAACCUGACAGACACUCUGAUUGCUAACAUGGAAACACUAGACCCAAGUUUCCAGGAAGAGUUCUCUGGUCUCCUGCUCUUGAAAAUGUUGCGAUCAGCUAUAGAGGCAUCCAAGGAUAAAGACAAGAUAAAAAGCAAUGCAGUCCGGGCCCUUGGAAAUUUGCUUCACUUUCUGCAACCCUCUCAUAUAGAAAAACCCAGAUUCGCUGAAAUCAUUGAAGAGUCUAUCCAGGCCCUAAUUUCUACUGUUCUUACUGAGGCUGCAAUGAAAGUCCGAUGGAAUGCUUGUUAUGCAAUGGGAAAUGUAUUUAAAAAUCCUGCCCUUCCUUUAGGAACUUCCCCAUGGACCUCCCAGGCCUACAAUGCCCUGACAUCAGUUGUUACGUCAUGCAAGAACUUCAAGGUGCGCAUCAGGUCCGCAGCUGCCCUUUCCAUCCCAGGCAAGAGAGAGCAAUAUGGGUCUAUUGACCAGUAUGCUCGGAUCUGGAAUGCGUUGGUCACUGCCUUACAGAAGAGUGAAGAUACCACAGACUUUCUGGAAUUCAAGUACUGUGCCAGCCUACGGACCCAGAUCUGCCAGGCACUGAUUCACCUUAUGAGUUUGGCCAGUGCCUCAGAUCUGCCUGGUAUCAGAGGAAGACUUGAAUUGAAUAGAAAUAUGGUCCAGUCCUAUAUCCUACAGUUUUUAAAAUCAGGAACAGAGGGAGAUGACACCAGAGGACCCCAUAGCCCACAGGAAAGAGACCACAUGGUCAAAGCGGCCCUGAAACACAUAAGCAGUGUCCAGGCCCUGGCUGGAGACACAUCCAAAAGGGUCAUCGUGGGCUUUUUAGAGGAGACCCUGACCAUUUAUUUUGACUCUUCUGAAUCACAAGUGGCACUCCUAGAGUUAAAAAAUCAUUGAAGAUUCCAUCAUACUUUCCAGACGUUACAGUAAUAGGAAGACCCAAACUUGAGCAUAAUAUACGAGGUUUUUAAUUAUGGGGGCAAAAACAAUACAUUCACUAUUUAUUUAAAAUGCAUUAUCAGCUAUUUAAAUUUUCUCGAUGGGCUGGUCCCACUGUACUGGCCAUCAUCAGCGUUGUUAUAACCUCUGACUAACCUCUGACCUGUGCAACCAGGAGCCAAGGAGUUAAGUUGUAGUGUGAACCAGACAGACUGGGGGAUUGUGAAGACACUCUUAGUCUCGGGGGAAAAGGUAGAAGGAUUUAGGAAAGAGAGUGUUGUAUAUUGGGUUUCUGGGAAUUGUUUUUCUUUUAUAAUAAAUGAAAAAAUAGUGUGUCCAUAA